GUACAACACACUGGCCUUUGCAUUGCCCGUCUGCUGCUGCGCCGUCAUUGCCAUAGCAACGAAGAUGAAAGCCCAUACUCCCACAUUUCUUAAUAGGGACCAGAGUGACGAGUGGAAGGGCUGGAUGCAGUUGAUGUUCCUGAUCUACCACUACACCUGGGCAAGUGCGGUACUGCCCAUCUACGUGAUAAUUCGCAUCUUCGUGGGCUCGUACGUUUGGCUGAGUGGGUACGGCCACUUUUUCUUCUUUUAUAAGAAGAGCAAUUUCGGGUUGAACAGAAUGGCCCAGGUGAGUGUUAG
Sphaeroforma arctica JP610 is the source of this 300-nucleotide messenger RNA. RefSeq lists its product as hypothetical. The transcript has 2 exons. The record is from RefSeq and is a predicted model, not a curated record. NCBI's taxonomy places the organism in Eukaryota, Ichthyosporea, Ichthyophonida. The annotation marks the transcript as partial.